GUCCUGGUCCUGCUCGGAGAGAAAGAGAGAGAGAGAGAGAGAGAGAGAGAGAGAGGGAGAGAGACAGAGAGAGAGACGACAUCAGCAGCAGCAGCAGCAGAAGCAUCGCGCUAUUCCGGGGAAACACCAUGCAUCUUAGGCUGAAAAGACGAGCGGAGCCUCUCGUCAUUUCGCUUUCUUAUUUUUGAUUUCCGUUUUUUUGUUUCGUCUUUCCUUUCCUUUUUUUUUCACCCCCCUCUCUCCUUUUCACCCAAUCGCUGACGCGCAAGGACACUACAGCAUCCAUCCCCGGCAGAACCGCUCACAUAGAGCAUCCUCUGUACGGACGCACCACCACCACCACCACCAUCCUCCUCCUUCCUUCCUUCCUCCUACUCUUCCUCCUCUCCUCUCUCCUGUUCUGUUCUAACCCAGAGGACAUCAUCAUCGGGACCUUUUCUCCCCCCGUAUCCGCCCGGAGACAUGGAUCUAUGGUUUCAUUCGAUCCGGAUUUGCUGGUGGAGGGUUUUGUUUCUGAUGAGUGUUUUUCAGGACUAUCUGAGCUCCAUGCUGGACUGCCCGCCGACCUGCAGCUGCUCUCAAACAGAGAUCUUUUGCAAUAAGUCCGACAACGGCAGGUUUUUCCCUUUACUGGCGCUGCAAGACACUGGGAGCAAUGGGACCAGCGUUGACAUAGCAGAGUUAUUCAAAAACAUCAGCACCAUACACAUAGAGAACUGGACAGGAUUGCAGACUCUCAGAGACGUCGAUAUGGAGCUCUACACUGGACUACAGAGACUAACUAUCAUGAAUUGCAACCUGAGGGUGAUCCAGGCUCGAGCGUUCGCUCAGAACCCACACCUACGCUACAUAAACUUGUCAAAGAAUCCUCUCAGCACUCUGUCAUGGCAGCUCUUCCAGCACCUCCAACUCUCCGAGCUGCGUCUGGAUGGCGUGGUGUUCGAGUGCGGAUGUGAUAUCCGCUGGAUCCAGCUGUGGCAGCAGAGAGGAGAGGCCGCACUCCACACACAGAUGUUGUACUGCAGGAACGGAGCGUCCAAGAUACGACUGCACAACAUGUACAUCAACAACUGUGACUUACCAGAGAUCAGUGUGAGCCACAGCAGUGUGUUGGUGAUGGAGGGCGACAAUGUGACGGUGAGCUGCAACGGAUCCGGAUCACCGCUGCCUGAAGUGGACUGGACAGUCAGCGGGCUGCACUCCAUCAACACACACCUGUCUAAUGUAUACUGGCCGAACAUCCACUCUAUCAACCUGACUCUCUCCAACAUCAGUCGCGAUGACAACAACUUCCAGCUGACCUGCAUCGCGGAGAACGUGGUGGGGAUGACCAACUCCUCCAUCCAGCUCAAUGUCCAAUUUCCUCCGGUCAUUAUGAGACUGGCCGAGCCCGAGCAGCGCCACGACACCUGCAUCGAGUUCACGGUCCGCGGCUACCCUCACCCUAAGCUGCGUUGGUUCCACAAGCACAAAGAGAUUCUCCAGAACGAGUACAUCCGCACCGAGAUGGACUUCUACCAGGACUACCUGGAGGGCUGUCUAACUUUCCAGAACCCGACGCACAUCAACAACGGAAACUACACUCUGGAGGCCAGCAACCCUCUGGGAACGGUUACCAAAACGGUGUACGGUCACUUCCUCACGGCGCCGGGCCCCGACGACGAGGUGGAACUAGUUCCUUCAACGCCAUCAGACGGAGAGUUAGGCCGACCAGAUGAAGACACAUUUGGGGUUUCCAUCGCUGUGGGUUUGGCGGGCUUCGCUUGCGUCCUCCUCCUCGUCCUAUUUGUUCUCAUCAACAAAUACGGCCGGCGCUCCAAAUUCGGUAUGAAAGGUCCGGUAGCUGUGAUCAGUGGCGAGGAGGACUCUGCCAGCCCCCUGCAUCACGUCAACCACGGGAUCAUAACCCCCUGCACGCUGGACGCGGGUCCUGAUGCGGUCGUCAUAGGGAUGACUCGCAUUCCCGUGGUGGAGAAUCCGCAGUACUUCAGACACGGACACAACUGCAACAAACCAGCAACCCUUGUCCAGCACAUAAAGCGGAGAGACAUCAUCCUGAAGAGGGAGUUGGGUGAAGGAGCGUUUGGGAAAGUCUUCCUGGCAGAGUGUUACAACCUCUGUCCCACAAAGGACAAGAUGCUGGUGGCUGUCAAGACACUGAAAGAUCCCAAUCUCUCUGCCAGGAAGGAUUUCCAGAGGGAGGCCGAGCUGCUGACCAAUCUGCAGCACGACCACAUCGUUAAAUUCUACGGAGUGUGCGUAGACGGAGACCCUCUCAUCAUGGUCUUUGAAUACAUGAAGCAUGGAGACCUCAACAAAUUCCUCAGAGCCCACGGCCCUGACGCCAUGAUCCUGGUCGACGGCCAGCCUCUGCAGUCCAACGGCGAGCUGGGCCUUUCCCAGAUGCUGCACAUCGCCAGCCAGAUAGCCUCGGGCAUGGUCUACCUGGCCUCACAGCACUUUGUCCACAGAGAUCUGGCAACCCGCAACUGCCUGGUGGGCAACGGUCUGCUCGUCAAGAUUGGAGACUUCGGCAUGUCCAGGGAUAUCUACAGCAGUGACUACUACAGGGUCGGAGGACACACCAUGCUACCUAUCCGCUGGAUGCCUCCGGAGAGCAUCAUGUACAGGAAGUUCUCCACGGAGAGCGACGUGUGGAGCUUCGGAGUCAUCUUGUGGGAGAUCUUUACCUACGGGAAGCAGCCGUGGUUUCAGCUUGGAAACAACGAGGUCAUCGAGUGCAUAACCCAGGGUCGGGUUCUGGAGAGGCCGAGGAUCUGUCCUAAAGAGGUGUACGACAUCAUGCUGGGCUGCUGGCAGAGGGAACCGCAGCAGCGACUGAACAUUAAGGACAUUCAGAAGGUCCUGUUCGCCAUGGGAAAAGCCACGCCGGUCUACCUGGACAUCCUGGGCUAGCGGCCGCCCCCCCGACCCCCCCACCCCCCUCCCCCUGCGAUGGCCCGUUCCUCGCCAGACAGACAGACGGAUCGACAGAGACAGACCGGCCCACAAAACGAAAUCCAGGAAAAAAACCAAACCAACCUGCUCCACUGUCGAAAAAAAACACCUACAAUGUUUGGGAAGGACUUAAGUGCCUGCAACACUUUUGGAUAUAGUGGAUAAAACAUAUUCAAAAAAACACGCACUUUUACAUUUUGUUUACUCGCGUAUUAGAUGUACAGGUUUGAAGAAGACUUUUUUUUCUCGGAAAAACUGCAAAAACACACAAAAAAGGGAAGCGGAGCGAACUGGCAAAUAGGAAAAAUGGCCACCGUUUGAUUGAGUUCUGGAGAGAAGUUAAAAUCUAUCCUGGGUUGGUUUUAUGAAUAUAUAUAGAAAUAUUACAUAUAUUUUAUAUUUAUUUCUUUUUGUCAGGGUGUUGGAGGGUCUGCCAUGCGUAGUUGCUAAGGGCUCAGCCCUGUCCGAAGACGUCACCCGACAAACUAUUGGCAGGGACUCGACGAUGGCAGCCCCUCACUUUCACUCUGAGGGUCCGCCACUGAGCUUUUAAUGGGAACUCUGCUUCUGUGGAAUAACACUGGAUGGUUGCGAAAAAAAAGGGAAAGCGCUCUUUAGAGGACCUACCCAAUCAAGACAACCGACAAAUCUAUUUUAAUUUAAAAAUAAUGUACAUAUUGUAAAAUUCUAUGUGUCAAAAUUAUGUUAACUUAUUUUUCGGGGUGUUCUUUUUGGUUCCUUUUUCUGACUGUGAUCUGGGUGGCUAAAGUAUAAAGCUAUGGUAUUUGUUCUCAUCCUAAUCCGAGGGGAGUGUUCUCUUGGGAAUUACCUGUGUCACUGCUUGGUAAGUUGUCUCAUGUGGUGAAGGUGAAUGGCGGUGAAAGCACUCGGAAAAAAGUGCGCUGACGCUGAUUCACAGAGACUCUUAAAGGAUGGGGGACGACUCAGAGCCAUCAACGCGACACUUUUUCCCAAAGAGGUGAUGAAACCUUGCAGUCACUUUCCAGUUCAUUUGCUUUUUAUGGCGAGAAUAAUGUGUCGAUGAAUAAUAUCUUGCACCACACUUCCAAAACACUCACACACGCUUUGAGAAACUGUUCUGUCACUUUCAGCCUUUUUUGGUGUGAAACUGCUUUUCUGCUCUUAAAAAAAAAAAAAACCUUUUUGUAACUGAAAGUAUAAAUCAUUUGUUAGCCGCAGUGUGAGCCCUGCGUACACAGCUAAAGAAAAACCUGGAACACAAAGGGAGAGUCCGACUCUGCUUUCCUGCCUGGAGAUAGACCAGAAGAUUGAUAUCACUUAUAAAAAAUUCAGCAAAAAUAUGGAGCGCAUUAACCACACUACCUUAUUCAGAUGAAGACAGGUGAACAGAGUGUCGGGAACAGUGGACAGAUGUUGCAGCUUUUAUCCAUCAAUCUCAAAUUCAAACUUUGAGUUGUAUAACUAAACUUUCCGUAUCUCUACAUGGGUUUGGGUUAACCUCCACAUCAUCACUCGACCACCUGACGUCUGGGCCUUAGGAUGAACUGUAUAUAAGAUGUGGACAUAGUAACUUUCACAUCACCCAUUGAUUUUUAAACACCUUUUUAAAGCCUCAUGUUUGGCAUCAAGAAAAGGAAGUGUGUCUAUGUUCCCUCAGCAAUAUGUUCCCUCAACCCUAAGAUCCCUCAACCAUGUGUUCCCUUAGCCCUAUGUUCCUUAAACCCCAUGUUCCCUUAGCCUUAUGUUCCCUAAACCCUAUGUUCCCUUAGCCUUAUGUUCCCUAAACCCUAUGUUCCCUUAACCUUGUGUUCCC
This is a messenger RNA of Labrus mixtus (cuckoo wrasse), 4753 nucleotides long. RefSeq names its product neurotrophic tyrosine kinase, receptor, type 3b (gene ntrk3b). Gene Ontology annotation, molecular function: ATP binding; neurotrophin receptor activity; transmembrane receptor protein tyrosine kinase activity. Gene Ontology annotation, cellular component: signaling receptor complex; plasma membrane; axon. The coding region runs from base 463 to 2916 and encodes 817 amino acids. The transcript has 17 exons. NCBI's taxonomy places the organism in Eukaryota, Metazoa, Chordata, Actinopteri, Labriformes, Labridae. Gene Ontology annotation, biological process: cell surface receptor protein tyrosine kinase signaling pathway; cellular response to nerve growth factor stimulus; protein phosphorylation. The record is from RefSeq and is a predicted model, not a curated record.